CCCAACACUGAAUUUAGUAGUUGUAUCUGGUUUAAAGCUUUUAGAAACCCCAAUUAAAAAAUUAAGAAAAUUAAUUAAAACUAUUCGUAAAUCAGCUAAAAUUCUUGAAGAUUUGGAAAAUAUAGCAACUUUAGAUCAAAAAACUUUUUAA
Molecule: messenger RNA, 151 nt
Organism: Dentiscutata erythropus
Lineage: Eukaryota; Fungi; Glomeromycota; Glomeromycetes; Diversisporales; Gigasporaceae
Source: the annotation of a GenBank genome assembly